CAAGAUUUUCUGAGCGACUCUAUCAGAACAUCUUCCUAUGCUACUGCGGAGCACCAGUCGCUGACGUAGCAGAGGCACCAGACAAACCAACAUCAUGGCGACAAACAGCAUAAAACUUCUCACCGGCAACAGCCACCCCCAGCUCGCCCGUCUCGUGGCUGACAGACUCGGGAUAGAAUUGACCAAAAUUCUGGUUCUCCAGUACUCCAAUCAGGAAACAUCUGUCACCAUUGGUGAAUCUGUGAGAGAUGAGGAUGUCUUCAUUCUCCAGUCCACGCCCCCGGGCGACAUCAACGAUGCCCUCAUGGAACUCCUCAUCAUGAUCAACGCCUGCAAGACCGCCUCUGCGCGCCGAAUCACCGCCGUCAUUCCCAAUUUCCCAUACGCACGCCAGGACAAGAAGGACAAGUCGCGUGCACCAAUCACGGCAAGGCUCAUGGCGAACAUGCUUCAGACCGCUGGUUGCAAUCACGUUAUCACUAUGGACUUGCAUGCUAGCCAGAUCCAGGGCUUCUUCCAUGUGCCUGUGGACAAUCUGUAUGCGGAACCUAGUACCCUCCGUUGGAUCCGAGAGAACUUGAAUGUCAAGGACUGCGUGAUCGUCAGUCCGGAUGCAGGAGGUGCUAAAAGGGCAACAUCAAUUGCAGACGGACUUGAUCUUGGUUUCGCCUUGAUCCACAAGGAGCGAGCAAGACCAAACGAGGUGUCCAAGAUGGUUCUCGUCGGAGACGUCAAGGACCGUACGGCGAUCAUCGUCGACGACAUGGCUGAUACCUGCGGUACGCUUGUCAAGGCAGCUGAUGUGGUAAUUCAGCAUGGCGCGAAGGAUGCUAUUGCCAUUGUCACCCACGGCAUUCUAAGCGGAAACGCCAUCGAAGCCCUGAAUGGCAGUAAACUGCAACGGAUCGUUGUCACCAACACUGUCCCCCAUGAGGAGAAGAAGGAGCGCUGCGACCGCAUCGAGACGAUCGACAUCAGUCCCACGCUCGCAGAGGCAUGUCGCCGAACUCACAAUGGCGAGAGCGUAUCUUUCCUCUUCAAGCAUGCUCCGGUGGACUAAUCUGAUAUCUCUCUCUCUUUCAAGCGUUGUAUAGAACCAAUGACCAUUGGGCUCGGUGUUUCAUGGCGUUGGUCUUUCCGAAUUUAAACAAAAAAUUAUCUCCUUCCAUUGGUUUCCCACGAAACACUGCGGGGUAGCAUCCAUCAUGCAGAGCACCAAAGCAUGGCGCAUGAAUGUUCCGAAACCAUAGACCCCUAUCCUAGCAUAGAACAGCUUCAAGCACUGCCGUUCACUCGGAGACUUGAAUGCUACUAUCCUUAAGCAUCCGCAUUAAUGCAAAACCGACAUUCCCCAUUUCAGAU
Molecule: messenger RNA, 1362 nt
Organism: Aaosphaeria arxii CBS 175.79
Lineage: Eukaryota; Fungi; Ascomycota; Dothideomycetes; Pleosporales
Product: ribose-phosphate pyrophosphokinase-like protein 1
Exons: 5
Coding region: 95-1060 (321 amino acids)
Biological process (GO): 5-phosphoribose 1-diphosphate biosynthetic process; purine nucleotide biosynthetic process; ribonucleoside monophosphate biosynthetic process
Cellular component (GO): cytoplasm; ribose phosphate diphosphokinase complex
Molecular function (GO): ribose phosphate diphosphokinase activity; magnesium ion binding
Source: RefSeq, a predicted model, not a curated record